Molecule: messenger RNA, 342 nt
Organism: Saprolegnia parasitica CBS 223.65
Lineage: Eukaryota; Oomycota; Saprolegniomycetes; Saprolegniales; Saprolegniaceae
Exons: 1
Coding region: 1-342 (113 amino acids)
Source: RefSeq, a predicted model, not a curated record
AUGGUCGAGGCCCUCGAUGUGCUCGAGCAUGUCAACGUCGUCUUGGCCGUGAUCCUCUGCAUGAGCGUCGUCGUCUACAACCGCUGCAUGCAGCAGACGCUUGCGUCGGCCCGGCACCAAGCCUCGACGAUCGACAAGCCAUGCCAACACCGCCGCCGGACGCCAUCGAUCGAGGACUGGGACGUCUUGAACCACGUCAUUGACGACCUUCUCCUCGGGUGCGAUGUGCCGUCGCACGCCGAGCCGCUCCCGCUUGUCGGCGAAGGGCUCGCGCUCGCCAUGUACGCCGCGUACCACAUCUCGUCCGUCGGCGUCUUGCGCCCGCCCACCGCCACUUACUAG